AUGUCGGAAGAUGAGGCUGAGAGGCUCGUCAAAGAGAUGAUGAAAGGGUCCGGAAGCAAGGCAGCGGAUGCAGAAGACAGUGAUUCGGCAUCAGAAAAAGGCGACGAGAACAGCAGCGAGUCAGAAUCAGAGGAGGAGGACAAGAGCGAGGAAGCUGAGGAAUCUGAUGAUGAAAAGGAAUCCAGUUCUGAUGACAAGUCAGGUUCAGAGCCUGAGGAAAGCGAUGUAGAUUCCGAUGAAGAAACAGUUAAAGCAAAGGAAAAGCCACAGGUCGUCAGCAAGAAGCCAGAGAAGGCAGUUGGCACGAGGAAGAAGGUGGCCAGUGACUCUGAGGCCAGCGAUAGCGAGGUUUCUGAGGAGGAGCCCGAAGUUACCAAGAAGGCAGUCAAGAAGGAGAACCAGAAGAUCAGCAAGAAAGACAAGCAUGGGAAAAAGGAGGAUGAAAAGAGCAAUCCAAAGAAAAAGGAUGCCAGUGAGAAGAACAACAAGGCAGUGACCAAAUGUGAGACAAGCAGCAAGGAAAAGAAACGAGGAAGGGAGGAGGAUGGCAAGAAGGCAAAGAAUGUGGAGACCAAGCGUUCAAAGGACAAGCAGGGCAAGAAAGAACCAGAGAGCAAGUUGGAAGUUGCUGAGGCCAAGCUGGGAAAGAGUGCCACUACACCGUCUUCGUCAACUACAACCUCACCUACUUCGGCAACAGCAUCGGCAGAUAGCAGCAGCGAUGACAAGAUCAAUUCGAGCACUCACCACAAAGAGUAUCUUCGAUACCGACGGUGGAUCCGAAAUGGCAAAAGGUUUCCUACAGUCCUUGGAAGUAGACUCACUUCCGAAGAUGGACGUGCCAAGUUGUUCGUGGACUGGGUGAAGUGUGGUGGCGAUGUGGAUGCCAUCAUUUGCAAGCAUGAGGCCAGCCUUUCAGAGUCUCGCCAGAGCCAAGUCAAAUAUGGCUUCAGGAGCGAGAGAUGGCUGAAUGAAAAAUAUGGAGAAGAAAAAGCGAAGCGCAUCAUGGGGCGCAAAGUGAACCUUGGCUUGCUGAUCCCAGACCCCGAGGAGCCAGAGGACAACCUUUACUUCUGCCUGAUCGACAUCGACCUGAAGAACAUCAAUGAGCUCAAAAGGGUGACAAGCUUGGAAGCAAAGGGGCAGGUCUCUGAGGAAAUGAUCAAGGCCUUCACAGAGGCUGGGGGGUGCCUUGACUCCGGGGCUUUGAAAGGAGAGAUGGGCAACAAGGAGGGCAUGACAAAGGCCAUCACCUUCAUGGGUUCGGUUGGCAAAGUCGGUGAUGCAAAGAGCAAAGGCAAAAACAAGCGAGGCAAAGGUGCUUCGAAAGACCCUGACCAACCUGGAGAAGCUAAAGAAGUGAAAGCUGAGACCCCUCAAGCAAAGGCAAGGGCAUUGAUCACAAAGGUGUUGAAAGAUGCCAACACGGAUUUGUCCUUCCGUUUGAAGCCCCUCGAGAUGAGUGACCAACUCAUCAGCCAGUUGAAAGCUCUGCAGAACCAACUGGAGAAGCAAGCACGACGACUUCAGGAGUUGCUCAACGAGGACAAGCAGAAGCUCAAGCACUACACACCGGUGAUGCAGGAGGUUUUCAAUUUCCUGGCCCUGCAGAUUUCAAACCUCAAUGCGCUGGCCAAGAGCAAAGUGGAGCUUGGCAAGGCGCUGAUCCGUGCUGCUGAGAAGGCAAACAAAGGAGAUGAGAGUAAGGCCAAAGAAGCCGAUAGCAAAGGGCCGAAAGAUCUCGCUCCAGACCCCGGUCUCCUUGUCAUCUUCGAGAGCAUCCAGGCCAUCGCAAUCGACUCACCUCAAAGGGCCAGUUGCGAGCUUUCCGCAAUGAAGGAGAAAGGGGAAAAAAUUGGGUGA
Cladocopium goreaui is the source of this 1863-nucleotide messenger RNA. The record is from the annotation of a GenBank genome assembly. Lineage: Eukaryota; Dinophyceae; Suessiales; Symbiodiniaceae.